Messenger RNA from Sclerotinia trifoliorum, 1541 nucleotides. NCBI's taxonomy places the organism in Eukaryota, Fungi, Ascomycota, Leotiomycetes, Helotiales, Sclerotiniaceae. The record is from the annotation of a GenBank genome assembly.
AACUCCAGAGCUGGAGUAAUUGCUAGACUAUGUAUGAGAUGCCGAGGCAAGCGCUGGUUGGAUGCUUCUAUAUGCUCAGUGGUGAAGUCUUCCACUGCGGGAGUAAUCUUUUACCUCAAGCAUUAUAUUCGGUUUGGGUAUGUGUUACGAUGUCGGUGCCAAGUGUUGUGGGAUUGAAUUUUGGCAAAUUGAGACUUUCUUUUUUUCCUCUUUUUUUUUUCAAAAUGCCUACGCUUUUUUUCUCAACUCAACUCAAUAAACUUUCAUAGCUGCGGACCCAACGCGUGACAGGAUACUUUCGGCGAAGGUUGAAAAAGAGGUCAUCGUGUGCUCGGGCGCUAUAGGCUCACCACAAUUCCUAAUGCUCAGGUUCGUUUCGUUCUUCAACAGUUUUUUUCCUUUGCAAAAAAGAAAAAGAGGGAAAAAACGGACUAACCUUUUGAUUGCACAGUGGCAUUGAACCUCGUGAGAGUCUGGAAGAACAUGGUAUUGAAGUGGUUCAUGACCUGCGAGGAGUCGGAUCUGAAUUAGUAUGCCCCUAUUUAUUCCUACCCACGAUGUAUACUUACUAACAUGCUUUGAUACAGUCAGAUCAUAUCAGUAUUCCAGUCGCUUGAGAGGUACCCGCAGCCGAAUCACUAACUUCCAUGGCAACCAGCCCCUUGAGAAUCGCACUCGAACUCUUGAAAUAUAUCUUUUUCCGAGUAGGUCUUUUCAGCAUUCCCGUUCAAACCUUAGCCCUCUACGUCCGCUCUCGAGUGAUCAAUAAAGACAGUACUGGGAUUGUGGAAACGCUUCCGAAGUCUUCUGAUCCUCAAAGCCUGAUCCCUGAUAUUGAACUUAUGCCACUUUCUACAAGUGCUAUGGAUAAUUUCGACGAGCCGGAAUUCAAAAAUAUUUUCUCAAAGAUACCCAUGUUCUGCAUUCUAGCCACAAUACUUCGACCCAAAUCCCGUGGAACAGUCCGUCUAGCAUCAAAUAACCCACAUGAUAAACCAAAAGUCGACUAUGGUAUCUUGUCCGAUGCUUCUGAUUACAGUCUAGCUCGAAGCGCCAUUCGUCUCUCACUUUCUAUAGGAGAUCGAAUGAAAACUUCUGGUUUUCCAAUUCUUCGAAAUAUCCCCUUUCCUGCGAAAAUCCAAGAACGGGAUGUGAGGAAUGAUAGUACGGAGGAGAUGGAUAAGUUUAUUCGUCAAAGAAUAAGAUCAACUUUCCACUAUGCAUCUACUUGUAGAAUGGCACCUGAGAAUGAUCAAAACCCGGAAGUGGUGGAUGAUCAGUUGAAGGUUUAUGGGGUUGAGGGAUUGAGAGUUUGUGAUGCGAGUAUUUUUCCGCAGAUUUUGUCGGGAAAUUUGCAGGCGCCUGCGGUUAUGGUGGCGGAAAAAUGUGCGGAUUUGAUCAUAAACCGGAUGUGAAUUAUUUGGAUCGGUACGAGGGAAGAUUAGUCGUCUCUUUUUUUGGUUUAGUUUUCUGCUUGUCAAUAAAGCAUGCGUGGAAUUUUGGUGGGCUGGUGGCUCGGUACGUAAUUGUCUAUUUGAGAG